AUGUUCAAGAAAGGGUAUGCAGCGCAAGGGCAGAACUUGUUAUCCAAGAAGGAUCUGAAAGCUCUUAAAGGCCAACUCACCGAGCACUUCCCCAGCCUAGAUGAGAAAAUGCUGGAUGAGAUCUUGCCUGAGGGCCAAGCCAAGGUUGUGAAGCUGGACAACAGAUGCUUGCUUUACUCCUCCGGGGACUCUCCUCCAGCUUUCUUUGAUGCAGAGGGCCGAGGGGAGUUCUACCCCACUCUGCACACGCUCUGGCAGUUCCCGCAUAUCAUGCAGGAGCUGACUAUCCAUCCGCCUGUGUCGAAGUUCGUGCUCAACGGUGCAGACCUGAUGCUUCCAGGCGUCCUUGUGCCUGCAAACGGCGUCGCUGGCUUCGGAACAGUGACGAAGGGCCAGCCACGGUGUAUCAAGAUCGAUGGCAACCCUUAUCCGAUUGCAGUCGGGAGAAUGGUGGUGAACCAAACCCAGAUGGAAAAGUUGAAAGGAAAAGGCAUGGAGGUGAUGCAUGUCUACAAAGAUGCUUUGUGGGCCCAGUGUGGCAAGGUGAAACCCAAUGCUGGUUUCUCAGACGAGGACGAGGUUGCUCCCUGUGCGGCCAGCAACUGGAAGCCCGGCGCAGCGAGCGCGGAGGCUAACGGUACGGCUGAGCCUGGGGCUGCGGAGGCCCCGGCAGCAGCACCAACAGCAGCGCCCGGAGGCGGCAAAGCUGCCGACGAUUGGACGCAGGAUGACCUAUUGGAUUUCACUUUCCUCCAAGCCUUCAAGCAAGGCCUUGCAGAUGACAAGGCUUUGCCCAUAGAAGCUUCUGAGCUCUACGAGAAGCACAUGAAGCCAGCGAGGCCUGAGGGAACCACCCUAGAUGUCAAGAAGUCGUCUCACAAGCAGAUCGGCAAGUUUUUGAAUGCAAUGCGGAAAUCCAAAGCCAUCGACGUCACAGAGAAGAAAGGCGUCAUCCACGUUUCGAAAGUUGACAGGAAGCACAAAGUGUUUGUCAGUCUCGAAGAAAAAUAUGCGGACCAGGUGGCCGCUGCCCCAGUGGCCGCAGCAGCCACCGCUGCGACGACCCCUGCAGGCUUGGCGCCGCCCAAAGUGACGGCGAUGUGGAAGCCCUCGCAUUACCUAGAGCCGAUCUGGAAGGCCGUGGGGAAGAAGAAGGAUGAGCUGUACACCUGGGAUGAGGCCAGAGCCAUAGUCUUCAGCUACAUAGAGCAGGAGAACCUUGGCAAAGCAGAUGGGCCCAUCAAGAUGAACGAUGGCCUCCUGACUGCCCUCUGGAAAACCGCCGGCGGGCAGAAGAAGGACCAGGAGUGGCCCACGGAGGUGGAUGGCGAGCAGGUAGAAGAGAAGUUGGAAGACCGCCUUCAGCAGUACACGUCCAUCGAUGUGGCCGGCGUGGGUGUAACGACCCGGAAGGGUGCCCCGGUGAACAUCGCCAUCUCCCUGUCAAGAAAAGGAGCUCACAACGUCACCAGGAUCUGCAACCUGGAAGCCUAUGGCCUCGAUCCGGAGGCCCUGGGAGACGAGCUGAAGCGAAAGCUAAACUGUACAGUGUAUAUCGAAGACAUGCCUGGCAAGAACGUGAAGGAGAAAAUGUUACAACUACAAGGUCACGUUGACCAGGAAUUAGCGCAGUUUUUGGAACAAAGGUAUGGAAUUACCAAGAAGUUUUUGGAGGUGAAGUGA
Symbiodinium natans is the source of this 1683-nucleotide messenger RNA. Lineage: Eukaryota; Dinophyceae; Suessiales; Symbiodiniaceae. The record is from the annotation of a GenBank genome assembly.